AUGUCUGGGCCCCGCCCUUCCGCCUUCUUUACAGGCUCUGAUGAAGACGAGCCUGAUAACGAUGUCACAAUGGACACGGAAGAACGGUCUAGCCUUCCCAAGCCGGGUCCACCUGUCAACGACCAAGCACUGUUCUUCGCUGACAGUGACGACGAGGAUGCUGGCGACGCGACACUACCCCAGGUAUCCUUCGCUGGAGAUGAUCUACUUGCCGCUGUAUCUGUGGAUGAGGCAGACGAUGUGUCGAUUCCAGACUUCAAUGACGCACCUAGGGCAUCCAGCCGCAGAUUGUCGUCCGAGCCUAAAGUGCCAUCACCAGCUGCUUUCACGUCUGUAUAUUUGGGUUCUUUCCUGGUGGCAAAUGCUUGGAGCACUGUCAGAGGCUCUGGCUAUGUGAAGGCUGGAGAUGAGAUACGUAUUGAACGAGACACUCCUGAGGACCCGACUCCGCCUGAAUCCAAGAGAACCAAAUCGAAGGACGUAAAGGGAAAGAGCGGCAAGAAGCAGCUCUCGAUCGCAACCAUGUUCAAGCCUCAACCUGCGAAACCUUCCAAGAAGAAGCAAGAUACCGUUGUACGCCUUACGAACACGAGAGGAUUUGAGUUUGGUAGGCUGCCUCAAGACGUCGCGUCUUGGGCAUCCAAGCUCUUGGACAUGGAUAUCGUGGAUUUCCGCGGAAGCACUGUUGUCGACUGUUCGACCACACUCCACUCCGGAGCUGAUAUCAUCGUGUCGCUUUCUGUCUACAUUAAAGCUUCGGCUUUCCAAGUUCUCCGCACUUCGUCUGAUGAGAAGGCCCGAGUCAUGUUCAACGAAGGCCAAGAAACAGCAUCUGAACAAAUGCUGCGCGAGCGAAAACACUCAUUGCUGAGUCUGUUUGACGUUCUUGACCUGAAACCGCGCAGAGGCAGCAGUUUCACUCGAAAGCCACACGGAGAGCUGGACGGGAAAGACCUCGAGGUUUUGACCCAGAGGCGGGCUUCUACUAACGAGAAAAAAGUCAUGAGAAAAGAAAUAGUAGGUGAUGGAGAAGAAGUAGAAGUGGAAGCGGAUGGCGAGGACCUAUCGGAGAAUGAGCUGAGUCUCAUCUAUAAAAGAGCGCAGGAGAACGACCAGAAGCUUGGUGAAAUGGAUCCAGCCAACAGUUUUACGCUUAAUCUUCGGCCUUAUCAGAAGCAAGCAUUGCUGUGGAUGCAUUCUAUUGAGACGGGUGCCACAUCUGCAAGAGAAGGGAGUUCAUUGCAUCCUCUCUGGAAGGAAUAUGUCUUUCCGUUGGAACCGAAGGACGGCAUCAUCGACCUGACUGCCGAUGAGAAAGCUUUUUACUUCAAUGAAUACUCCGGUGAACUGAGCUUGGAAUUUCCGAAGGCGGAAAGAAAGUGUCGGAGUGGAAUCCUUGCUUGGAAGCUGACAUAUCCACUCGCAGUGGGCAUGGGAAAAACCAUUAUGCUUUCAGCUCUCAUUCAAACCGCGUGUGGUCCAGAAGAACCUACUCCCGAGCCCGACACAGGUCGAAUAUCCAAAAAGCGACAGUUAAAGCUGAACAAUGCAUUCCAGGCGACGAACAAAGUUGAAAAGCGUCCGCGAAGGGGUCCAUCGGCUACACUUAUUGUCGCGCCAACUUCUCUCCUCUCGCAAUGGUCCGAAGAGUUAGGGAGAUCGAGCAAGCCAGGGACACUCAAGGUGCUCGUGUGGCACAGCCAAAAUCGGAUAGAUCUCGACACAAUCCUUGACUGCGACGAUCCAGUCGAUGUCGUUAUCACGUCCUAUGGUACCUUAGUCUCAGAGCAUUCGAAGUCUGAAAAAUCAGGCGGUGGUGUGAUGCCACCCGUCUUUGAAACCGAAUGGCUACGGGUCAUCCUGGAUGAAGCGCAUCACUGCAAAUCUCGGCAGAGCAAAACUGCUCGCGCAGUAUAUGCAUUACGUGCUAGGCGGAGAUGGGCUGUUACAGGCACACCGAUCGUCAAUCGACUGGAAGACUUGUAUUCGCUGCUUAAAUUCCUUGAUUUUACACCUUGGUCAAACUAUACCUUCUUUCGUUCAUUUAUCACGCUACCGUUUCUGGCACGGGACCCCAAAGCUGUUGAAGUGGUCCAAAUCAUACUCGAGAGUGUCCUACUGAGGCGCACUAAGGAUAUGCGAGACACGGAUGGCAAGAAGAUUGUGGAACUCCCAUCAAAAGAGAUUGUUGUCGAGAGCCUUGAGUUCUCCCCCUUAGAACGGAAGAUCUAUGACUCAUUGUACUCGGAUGCAAAGAAGAACUUCGAACAAUUGAACGAGAAGGGGCUCAUCAGCCGGAACUACACACAUAUUCUAGCUAUGCUUAUGCGAUUGCGUCGAGCUGUCUUGCAUCCAAACCUAGUACUGACAACAGCAUCUGAUCUCAAGCAGCCGUCAGGCGAUGGCGAAGUGAACGUCCAAACUUUGAUUAAGCGCUUUGGUGAGGGUGACGACUCUGCGGGUGACAACAAGGUCUUCGCAGAGGGCGUACUCGCGAACUUGGACGAGGAAGAAGAGCGGGAAUGUCCCAUAUGCUUCGACGUAAUGGACACACCAACUAUCAUCCCUAACUGCAUGCAUCAAUGUUGCAAAGACUGCAUCGUUGCAUACAUCGAGACCUGCAGGGGAAAAGGUGAAGAUGGCAGGUGCCCCACUUGCGCGCGGGGGCCGGUGAAGGAGGGCGACCUUCUCGAGGUUGUACGGACUAAGCAGGAGCUUCCAGAGGAUGGUUCCGCUGCAGGACAGUCCUCACCUCCUACGAUUAUCCUUCGCCGGAACGACUUCCGCUCGUCGACCAAGUUGGAAGCGUUGCUGCAGAACCUACGUCACCUGAGAGAACAGGAUCCGUGCUUCAGAGCAGUCGUGUUCUCACAGUUCACCAGCUUUCUGGAUCUGAUACAGACUGUCUUGGAACGGGAACACCUACCUUGGUUUCGCUUCGAUGGCUCAAUGGAUAUAAAGAAGAGAAAUGAGGCGGUUUCUGAGUUCAAGGAACCCUCAAAGCAACCAAAGGUUCUGAUCGUGAGCUUGAAAGCUGGUGGUGUUGGUCUUAACCUCACAAAUGCCAAUCACGUAUUCAUGAUGGAUUGUUGGUGGAACGCAGCCACAGAAAAUCAAGCAAUUGAUCGAGUCCACCGAAUCGGACAAGAGAGACCAGUAUAUGUGAAACAUUUCAUCAUCUCCGGGACUAUCGAGGGACGUAUCCUACAAAUUCAGAAGAGGAAGGCCGCCAUUGUGAAGGAAGCCUUCCGCGGCAAGGGUGAAGGUGAUCCGGAGAGCGUAGAAAAUCUUCGAAUCAUGUUCGGCGACGAUUAAAUUCCGCGUUGCCAUGACGGCAUGGAUCAGGGGCCGACUCCCACGAGGGCGCCUCUGUCACGACAUUCAUAUAUGCUGUGUGAUCUGUACUGUAAAUAGCUAUCAGUUCGAGAGCACUGUC
This is a messenger RNA of Postia placenta MAD-698-R-SB12, 3436 nucleotides long. RefSeq lists its product as hypothetical. Bases 1 to 3315 code for a protein of 1104 amino acids. The record is from RefSeq and is a predicted model, not a curated record. Gene Ontology annotation, molecular function: zinc ion binding; ATP-dependent chromatin remodeler activity; nucleic acid binding. NCBI's taxonomy places the organism in Eukaryota, Fungi, Basidiomycota, Agaricomycetes, Polyporales, Adustoporiaceae. The transcript is spliced from 22 exons.